GGUGCCAGGAGCACCAACAGUGCCCCUUGCUGGCUCUCCUCCUCCCUUUUUAAUUCUCAAGUUCCUUUUUAUUCCUCCCUUGCGUAACGCUCUUCUUCCCUUCUGUACCCCCACCCUCCCCACCACCUCCCCGCCACCCCACUCCUGAGGCUGCAGCCUUCGGCAGGGUCCCCAGCUCAUGCCAGCCUCGUUUCCUUCCUUGCUAGCUCCCAAAGGGCCCCCGGGAGACAUGGGUGGCCCGGCCCGAGAGCCGGCACUCUCAGUCGCCCUCUGGUUGAGUUGGGGGGCAGCUCUGGGGGCUGUGGCUUGUGCCCUGGCUCUGCUGACCCAGCAAACAGAGCUGCAAAAUCUAAGGAGAGAGGUGGCUCGACUGCAGAGGGCCGGAGGGCCCUCCGAGAAGGAGGAAGGGCAUCCAUGGCUGAGCCUCCAGGAGCAGAGCCCUGAUGCCCUGGAAGCCUGGGAGAAUGGGGAGAGAGCCCGGAGAAAGAGAGCAGCGCUCACGCAUAAGCAGAAGAAGAAGCAUUCCGUCCUGCACCUUGUCCCCAUCAACAUCACCUCCAAGGAGGACUCCGAUGUGACGGAGGUGAUGUGGCAACCCGCCCUUAAGCGUGGGAGAGGUCUGGAGGCCCAAGGAUAUGUUGUUCGAGUCUGGGACGCUGGGGUCUAUCUGCUGUAUAGUCAGGUCCUGUUCCAUGAUGUGACUUUCACCAUGGGUCAGGUGGUGUCUCGGGAGGGCCAGGGAAGGCAGGAGACUCUCUUCCGAUGUGUCCGAAGCAUGCCCUCCAACCCGGACUGGGCCUACAACAGCUGCUACAGCGCAGGUGUCUUCCACCUACACCAAGGGGAUAUUCUGAGCGUCACCAUCCCCCGGGGGAGGGCGAAACUCAGCCUCUCUCCGCAUGGAACCUUCCUGGGGUUUGUGAAACUGUGAUUAGGAUAUGGAUGGUGGUGCUGAGCUCGGAAGAUGAGGGUGGGUACAAAUCGGAGACAGCCAAGAGCGAAUAGGAGCGGACGCCUUUUCUGGGUUUGACGGCUCAUCAAUCUCCGCUCCUCCCUUUUCCCGACCCACUCCCACCCCGUAGACUUUGAUUUCAUGGAUAUUAAAGAGGUGUAUAUCUUGC
Messenger RNA from Neomonachus schauinslandi (Hawaiian monk seal), 1121 nucleotides. It is a transcript of the gene TNFSF13, whose product is annotated as TNF superfamily member 13. The record is from RefSeq and is a predicted model, not a curated record. Gene Ontology annotation, molecular function: receptor ligand activity; tumor necrosis factor receptor binding. Lineage: Eukaryota; Metazoa; Chordata; Mammalia; Carnivora; Phocidae. Bases 179 to 931 code for a protein of 250 amino acids. Gene Ontology annotation, cellular component: membrane. The transcript has 6 exons. Gene Ontology annotation, biological process: positive regulation of isotype switching to IgA isotypes; immune response.